Molecule: messenger RNA, 822 nt
Organism: Saccharomyces mikatae IFO 1815
Lineage: Eukaryota; Fungi; Ascomycota; Saccharomycetes; Saccharomycetales; Saccharomycetaceae
Gene: RFA2
Product: Rfa2p
Exons: 2
Coding region: 1-822 (273 amino acids)
Biological process (GO): double-strand break repair via homologous recombination; DNA replication; nucleotide-excision repair
Cellular component (GO): site of double-strand break; DNA replication factor A complex; nucleus
Molecular function (GO): DNA binding
Source: RefSeq, a predicted model, not a curated record
AUGGCAACUUAUCAACCCUAUAACGAAUAUUCAUCAGUAACGGGAGGUGGUUUCGAGAACUCUGAAUCCCGCCCCGGUAGUGGAGAAUCUGAAACUAACACCAGAGUUAACACACUGACGCCUGUGACGAUUAAGCAAAUUUUAGAGUCCAAACAAGACAUUCAGGAUGGCCCCUUCGUUUCGCAUAACCAAGAACUUCAUCACGUGUGCUUUGUAGGUGUGGUGAGAAACAUUACAGAUCAUACCGCUAACAUCUUUUUAACUAUUGAAGACGGAACUGGCCAAAUAGAAGUGAGAAAGUGGAGCGAAGAUGCUAAUGAUUUGGCUGCAGGUAAUGACGAUUCUUCCGGUAAAGGCUAUGGUUCACAAGUUGCUCAGCAAUUUGAAAUUGGUGGUUACGUAAAGGUUUUUGGAGCUUUGAAGGAGUUUGGUGGGAAGAAAAAUAUACAGUACGCUGUGAUUAAACCGAUAGAUUCAUUCAAUGAAGUAUUAACGCACCACUUGGAAGUCAUUAAAUGUCAUUCUAUAGCCAGUGGAAUGAUGAAACAACCUUCUGAGACUGCAUCCAAUAACGAUGGACAGUCAUUAUUUGUUAAGGACGAUAAUGACACAUCUUCCGGGUCCAGCCCGUUACAGAGAAUCCUGGAAUUUUGUAAGAAGCAAUGUGUUGGUAAAGAUGCGAAUUCGUUUGCUGUACCAAUUCCAUUGAUUUCGCAAUCCUUGAAUUUGGAUGAAACUACUGUCAGAAAUUGCUGUACGACUUUGACUGAUCAAGGUUUCAUCUACCCAACUUUUGAUGAUAAUAACUUCUUUGCCUUAUAA